This is a messenger RNA of Choloepus didactylus (southern two-toed sloth), 3074 nucleotides long. RefSeq names its product kinesin family member 9 (gene KIF9). The record is from RefSeq and is a predicted model, not a curated record. Lineage: Eukaryota; Metazoa; Chordata; Mammalia; Pilosa; Megalonychidae. Bases 323 to 2839 code for a protein of 838 amino acids. Gene Ontology annotation, biological process: microtubule-based movement. Gene Ontology annotation, molecular function: microtubule binding; microtubule motor activity; ATP binding. The transcript is spliced from 22 exons.
AUGGCGACUGUGUACACAGCCCGGCUGCCGCGCUUUGGGCGUUCAAGUCAAGUGCUAGGGUUCGGCUGCUGCAGUUGCUGCUGUAGCUUUCCGGGAGGGCCGCUGCCUCGCCAGCGUGACCGAAGAUGGACCCACCCAUGGAGAUUCAGCCACCCUCUGAGUUCCAGCCAUGACCAUCACCACCAGCUACCAUUUCCUGAGUACCUGCUUUGUGACUGGCAGUGUUCUGGCCACUGUGGGGGGGGGGUUGAAAAGAGAUAAAAGGCCCAGUGGUUGACCUCAAGCUACUUGUAAUUUAAUUUGGGAGCUGAAACCCAUUCAAAUGAAGCGGCGUAAGAAUGAUAACAAGCAGUAUUUCACUAGAAUGGGUACUAGGAAAAAAGUGCAUGCGUUUGUCCGUGUCAAACCCACUGAUGACUUUGCUCAUGAAAUGAUCAAAUACGGAGAUGACAACAAAAGCAUUGAUAUUCACUUAAGAAAAGACACUAGGAGGGGAGUUGUCAAUAACCAGCAGACAGACUGGUCAUUCAAGCUGGAUGGAGUUCUCCAUGAUGCCUCCCAGGACUUGGUUUAUGAGACAGUUGCCAAGGAUGUGGUUUCUCAGGCCCUCGAUGGCUAUAAUGGCACCAUCAUGUGUUAUGGGCAGACGGGAGCCGGCAAGACAUACACCAUGACCGGGGCAACUGAGAAUUACCAGCACCGGGGGAUCCUCCCUCGGGCCCUGCAGCAGGUUUUUAAGAUGAUUGAAGAACGCCCCACACAUGCCAUUACUGUGCGUGUUUCCUACCUGGAAAUCUAUAAUGAGAGCCUGUUUGAUCUCCUGUCCACCCUGCCCUACGUUGGACCCUCAGACACACCAAUGACCAUUGUGGAAAAUCCACAAGGGGUCUUCAUUAAGGGCUUGUCGGUCCACCUUACAAGUCAGGAGGAGGAUGCAUUCAGUCUCCUUUUUGAGGGAGAAACCAACAGGAUUAUAGCCUCCCACACACUGAACAAAAACUCUUCCAGGUCACACUGCAUUUUUACCAUCUACAUGGAGGCCCAUUCACGGACCUUGUCGGAUGAAAAGUACAUCACUUCUAAAAUCAACUUGGUGGAUCUAGCAGGCUCUGAGAGGCUGGGGAAGUCUGGGUCCGAGGGCCGAGUCCUGAAGGAAGCCACCUAUAUCAACAAGUCUCUGUCGUUCCUGGAGCAAGCCAUCAUUGCCCUCGGGGACCAGAAGAGGGACCACAUCCCCUUCAGGCAGUGCAAGCUCACCCACGCCCUGAAAGACUCUUUAGGGGGAAACUGUAACAUGGUCCUGGUGACAAAUGUCUAUGGAGAAGCUGCCCAGUUAGAAGAGACGCUGUCUUCACUGCGAUUCGCCAGCAGGAUGAAGCUGGUCACCACUGAGCCUGCCAUCAAUGAAAAGUAUGAUGCCGAGCGGAUGGUCAAGAACCUGGAGAAGGAGCUGGUACUGCUCAAGCAGGAGCUGGCCAUUCAUGACAGCCUGGCCAACCGCACCCUUGUGACCUACGACCCCAUGGAUGAAGCCCAGAUUGCCCAGAUCAACUCGCAGGUGCGGAGGUACCUGGAGGGGACGCUGGAUGAGAUCGACGUAAGGAGCCCUCCGUGGGACUGCCAGGCCCAGCUGAUCUGGGUCUCCUUGUCCAGGGCACACCCUGAUGGGUGCUGUGCUGGCCUUGGAACCUCACACUGUAUAAUCAACCUCAGACAGAUCCAGGAGGUGUUCAAUCAGUUCCGGGUGGUUCUGAGUCAACAGGAACAGGAAGUGGAGUCCAAUUUGCGCAGGAAGUACACCCUCAUAGACAAGAAUGACUUUGCAGCCAUUUCUGCUGUCCAGAAGGCAGGGCUCGUGGAUGUUAAUGGCCGCCUAGUGGGUGAGUCCGAUGGACAAGGCUUCGGGCUUGGGGUUGUCCCUUUCUCCAUCAAACCUGGGAAGAAAACCAAGUCCAGGAAAGCAUUCAAAGACCAGCUCAGCUCUUUGGCAAGAAAGGAAGGUGCCAGCAGCCCUGUGAGUAGCAAGGACUUAGAUAUGAUAUCCACCUCCAAGACUCAGCUGGUCCCAUCCUCUAAGGAUGGGGAUAUCAAAGACGUGCUUUUGCGGGACCGGGAGACCUCCAGUCUCGAGCCUCUUCCUUCAGACUCCCCGAAGGAGGAUUUUCGCCUACCCAGGCCCAGCACCCCGCCCCCCAAGCCUGUUGCCUUUGAGGAGUUUAAGAACGAGCGGGGCAGUGAGAUCAACCGUAUCUUCAAAGAAAACAAAUCCAUCCUGAAUGAGCGGAGGAAAAGGGCCAGUGAGACCACACAGCACAUCAACGCCAUCAAGCAGGAGAUUGACGUGACCAAGGAGGCACUAAAUUUUCAGAAGUCACUAAGGGAGAAGCAAGGUGAAUAUGAGAACAAGGGUCUGAUGAUCAUUGACGAGGAGGAAUUCCUGCUGAUCCUGAAGCUCAAAGACCUCAAGAAGCAGUACCGCAGCGAGUACCAGGACCUGCGUGACCUCAGGGCUGAGAUCCAGUACUGCCAGCAGCUGGUGGACCAGUGUCGCCACCGCCUGCUCACAGAAUUUGACAUCUGGUACAACGAGUCCUUCGUCAUCCCUGAGGACAUGCAGGUGGCACUGAAGCCAGGCGGCAGUAUCCGGCCGGGCAUGGUACCUGUUAACAGGCUCGUGUCUCUGGGAGAAGAUGACCAGGACAAGUUCAGCCAGCUACAGCAGACAGUGCUGCCCGAGGGCCCAGACUCCAUCUCCUUCUACAAUGCUAAAGUCAAGACAGAACAGAAGCACAAUUACUUGAAAACCAUGAUGGGCCUCCAGGUAGCACAGAGAAAAUAGGGUCUCAUUACCAGCAUCUUGAAGGACAAGACCUGUAGCAACUCCAGCCUGCUCUAGUGGAGCCACUGAACUAUCAGCCUAGAGCUCCAGCCACUCUGCUCCAAGGCCAGGACAAGCUGAGAGAACACACAGUUUUCUGCAUUCCAGGAACAUCCUUUGAAGAACACCCUUUAUAACCUUUCUAAAUUCUCUGUAUUAUAUGCAGGGACAGGAUAAAAUAACUUUCUAGUUUGGA